UUCAGAGUUAUCCAUUCCCAUUUAGAUGAUGGAGUAUUUGACUCUCAAUGUCAAUGCAAUCUGAGAUAAACCUGAGUGGAGGUUGAGAAGUGAGGUGAUGGAUGAGCUGAAUGUGGCAGUAAGAGUGGAGAGCUGGUCAUUAAUGUUAGAUGAAAGUGAGCGAGGGGCACUAUGGCUGUGGGAGAAAGCAUUAUUUGCACAACAAGGCAAACACAAGUCAAAUCUGUGCUGAAUUUACAAACAACACAAAGUGUGAGUGGUACACACAGACUGCAUCAGCAGAGAGCCAGAUUAAACAUCGUAAUUUCAUGUGGUGUGAGAUCACCGUGUUCACAAAGAAAGAAGAGCCACAAGCUAAUAAACUCUUACUUUUAAGGUGAUUAUUUCAAAUUGCCUGCACUUUGUCUCCCACUGUACCCAGUUAUUGUGAUCGCCCUCUUAUAACACACCCCACCUCCCCACCAACUGAGACUAGACUCGACCAUACCAACUCUGACAGCAUGGGAGGGGGCUUGGCUGCAGCAUCGUGACAACUGCAUCAUUUUAGUGACAUAAAAACAGAUGAAUGAAUGUCGAAUCAGCCCAAUGCAUGUUUUGAUUCACUUAUAAAACCCCUCCCUCCAGGCUCUCUCUAUUGUUCUCCAGUGAUUUAAAGAAGGUUUUCCGGCUGCGUUCCCCUCCUCGCCUCUCUUUCACCAGUGAGCCAGCCAGCAGAGCAAGCUGAACAAAGCCAUGGGAGAGAGAGAGAGGAGCUUCUGGGAAGAAAUGUCUCUCACUGACUCUGUCGCCUGGACAACCGGGUAAGAGAGGAAGGGAGGGUGCACGAGAGAGAGAGAGAAAGGACCGAGGAGCAUAAAAGCGGAGGAAAACAUCACAUUAUUAACUGCUGAGAUUAGAGGAUUCCUGUAGAGUGUGUGUGUUUAUGUGUGUGGAGGGGGGGAGUAUAUUUGUGUGUGUCAUUCUCGUGUGGGGGUUCCCUUGGUGUCUCUCUUGAUGAGUUAUUAACUAUGACAAUAAAGCAGUGAAUGAUUUUUUUUUCCUCUUCUACACCAGAGCAUGGAGGAGAUGAAACUGCAGAGAACAAGUUAAGCACAUUCCAAGUGGACCCAGUAGGCCUGAACGCUUCACCUGUGAUUCUCGUCUCAGCAGCCUCAGGUGCCAGCAUGGAUGUGGAGGAUGAGCCGCUGCUGUUUCAGACCAGCUGGGGAGGGGAGGAAGAUGAAGAUGAGGAGGAGCAGGAGGAAGAGAAUGGAGUUUCACAUGCAGGGGGACAGAGGUGUUUCUCUAGGGAGGCUGGUGUGUGUGGACUGUGGAGGGCAGUGGGGUGGGUGUACACACGACCCUGGGUCAGUGGGGUGGUUUUAGGGGUAGUUGUCACGCUUCCAUGCACCCUGUUUGCCUACAUGCUCCUCUACUGCCCUCCUCUGGACAUAGACCUCUCCUACAGUGCCUUUGAGGUUCACAGUCACUUCUCCGCCGAGCGCUUCGACGCCCUCACCAUCGCUGUAAAGACUCAGCUGGGGUCCUGGGACAGACGUAGGCGAGACUUAGAUAACAGUGCGUCUGAGGCCCUGAGGGAACUUCUGCUGGAGAGGCUGAGUAGACAGGGAGCGUUCAACAGGACAGAUAAUGAGGGCGUGAGGUCCUCUACUCCACAAAACGAGCCUUUACAUGCAGGAAAUGAUCAGAAGAGAGGAGCUGCAGUGAGCAGAGAUAAAAGGACAGCGUUUGAUUUGGGUCAGGAGAAAAUGGGGAAGCAUAAGAACUCAAAUCACAGAGCAGAAGAGGAAGCGAAGAGAUCAUUGGAUGGAAACGCCACUCUGCCGCUCAUUAGGAGGCGCAGGUUUGCUCCCAAUUACUACCUGCAGAGUCAGGCUCUGUGGAAGAUUGAGCUGGUGUUUGUGGCUCAAGGGGAGGGCGAUUGCAACAUCUUCACCCCUGAACGUCUGCAGACGAUUCACCAUGUGGAGCGUCUGCUCAUGCAGCAUCCGCAGUUCCAUCAGUUCUGCUGGAAGCCUCUGGAGAUGCUGCGGGAUCUGCCACUGGGGCCGUCCUACUGCUCCCCACCCAGCUCCCUCCUCUCUUACCUCUACCCCAGUGAGAGAGGAGGGAAGAUAUACUAUGAUGGCAUGGGCCCAGAUCUAGCCGAUAUUCAAGGUUCUCUGAGUCUGGCCAUCACUCACCCACAGUUCUACUGGUACGUGGAUGAGAGUCUGUCCCCUGAGCAUCUCUCCUCCUCUCUCUUACGCAGUGAGAUCCACUUCGGUGCUCCUCUUCCUUCCUAUUAUUCCCUGCAGGACCGAGCUCACGAGCAACGAUCACGCUUCAAAAACUUUGUGGUUCAGUACGCAGACAUCCUGGCCAAGCAAUCUACCAGCCAGGUGAAGGUGCUGUAUGGGGGAACAGAGCUGUUUGAUGAUGAGGUGAGACACACCUUCCACAAUGACAUGAUGCUGGCUGUCAUCAGCGGAGCCUGCAUCACUGUCCUCGUCUAUGUCCUGACCUCCUUUUCUGUGUUUCUGACUUUCUUUGGACUCGCUAGCAUUGGACUGAGCUGCCUGAUGGCUCUUUUCUUGUAUCAUGUUGUCUUUGGCGUGAGGUACCUGGGUAUUCUCAAUGGAGUUGCAGCCUUUGUUAUUAUUGGUAUUGGGGUGGAUGAUGUAUUUGUGUUCAUCAGCACCUUCAGACAGGCCUCCCAUCUGCGUCAGCCGCAGCAGCGAAUGAUCUACACAAUCAAAACAGCUGGCCGGGCUACUUUCCUCACCUCCUUCACCACUGCGGCUGCCUAUGCUGCUAACACCUUCUCUCAGAUCCCAGCCGUGCAUGACUUCGGCCUAUUCAUGGCCCUUAUUGUCAGCUGCUGCUGGCUUUGGGUAUCCGCCCUGAUGCCCGCCGCCCUGUGUAUCUGGACUGAAUGUGUGGAGCAUCAGGAACACGCCUGGUUGAAUUGCUGGAAGCUGUUUUCGGGACUGUCAGCGAGCCACAGCCCUUUGUCAGAUGAGGAUGAUGAUGUGGCACUUCUGUCUGUUGAGAUGGAGCCAGGCUCCUGUGACACAGACGGCGAUGCGGCCAUUCUUUCCCUGUCAGUGGAGACACCUCUGUCCCCUCCAGGGCAGCAGCAUGUGGGCGUGGUGAGCACAAAUCUGCGGUGGGCCCUGAAGCACUUAGUGGCAGAGCCAGCUGUGGAGCGUCGGAAAGCCGUUCUAGGUAUCUUCCUCCUGGUUCUGCUUUUAUCUGCUGGCUGCUGCUGUCUCCUGAGGCCGGCCACUCACGCCCCUCUGCUUUUCCGCCGGGACACAAACCUCCAGACUCUGCUGGCUCUGAGGAGCAACCUCAGCGGUCAAGGCAUCUCCUGCCCCAUGUGCUCAGGUGUGUUCAUGGAAAAACCCCAUCCUUUGUACGUGCACAAUUCCUCACCAGCAUUUAAGUUUUCUACGCAUCAGCAGACAGCAAGCGCAACAACCUCCACUGCUCCUCGGAGCUCAGUUAAACCAAAUUCAAGCACUAACCGAACAGGCACUUUACUCACAGUGUACAUAUCAAAGUUGGACCUCGGAGCCUCUACAACUCUUUACCGCUUCUCUCUCAACACCAGCACUCCCUCCCCGUGGAAACAGUGCAGCACAGAGCACGAAGAGGUGUCAUCAUUUCAGGCUUAUAAUCAGCCCUGCGCCAAUUACACCAGCAGAAUGACAGUGUGUGUUUCCAAUGUGUACCACCCGUACCCCAGCUGGAUGAUCACAUCCACCUCAUGUGAACCCCGUCAUGGCUGGACGCCAGAGUUUUCCUUUUAUGUGGCGUCGUCCCCGCAGCAGCACAGCAGGAGACUCUGUUUUGCCCAGCGCCGCCUUAGACCUCAUCCCAGCCGUGUGUGUGUCAACCCACCUGGCUGCGGCAUCAGCUCUGGGCCUGAUGGACCCACACAGGGAGCUUUUUAUAUUCCUCUUCCUGGCGAUCCCUCGUCUGCUGCCAAAACGAAACCAUCCAAAACGUUUGGCUUUAACCCGUGCAGUGGCGGUGUAUGUGGCCAUCCAGCUGUGCGUCCUCUGGUCGACACUGGGGCGAUGGUUUUUGUCGUGUUUGGCAUCUUGGGAGUCAACCGAACAGAACACAGGGACAACCACGUUAUCGGAGAUAUGGGCAGCAUUAUAUUGGACCCAGACUUUGAUAUUUUCCAGGAAAUGGGGCAUCUUUGCAAAAUCUGUAAAGCUAUUAGUGCAAACACACAACUUGUAAAGCCGGGAGGAGCACAGUGUUUGCCUUCAGGUAAUAAACUGUCCUCUAUUCUGCCUCUGCUCCAUCCUGAGUGCCACUCGCUCCCUGAGCCCAAUCUGCUCCCUGGGCAGCUCUCCCACGGAGCGGUGGGAAUGCAUGGAGGCAAGGUCCGCUGGUUGUCCAUGGCCUUUGAGUCUACCACAUACAAGGGCAAAUCCUCCUUUCAGACCUACUCCGACUUCCUUCAGUGGGAGAACUUCAUCCAAGAGCAGCUCGCCGCCCUCCCGCAGUCCUCCGCUCUGCAACGGGGUUUCCAGACCUGCGAGCACUGGAAGCAGAUCUUCAUGGAAAUCAUAGGUGUGGAGAGUGCCCUCUGGAGCCUACUGCUGUCUCUGGCCAUCUGUGUGGCAGCUGUGUCCGUGUUUACUGCACAUCCUCUGCUGCUGCUCCCAGUACUCAUAACCAUUUUAGGAGUGAUCUGUCUGGUGGUGGCCGUCAUGUAUUGGCUGGGCUGGGAGAUGGGAGCAGUGGAGGCCAUUUCUCUGUCUAUACUGGUGGGAUCUUCAGUGGAUUACUGUCUGCACCUGGUGGAAGGAUACCUGCUGGCGGGGGAGAGGAUGCCCUCUACGCCUGCGCAUAACUCGGAGCCUGGGGCUGAGAGACAGAGGCGGACCCUGGAGGCAGUGAACCAUGUGGGCGUUGCCAUAGUGUCCAGCGCCGUCACCACAGUGAUCUCCACAGUCCCUCUCUUCUUCUGUGUGAUUGUGCCUUUCGCCAAAUUCGGCCAGAUAGUGGCCAUCAACACAGCCGUCUCCAUUCUGUUCACCCUGACUGUGACUGUGGCCAUGUUGGCGUGCAUGGCCCCCGCCCGCUUCAGCAGACCCCCCGGCGCAGUGCUGAAGGCCAGCCUGGCAGUGAUGGCGGCUGCAGUCUUGGGAGCGGCGCUGUGCUGGGUGGGAGGACAGCUGGGAGCGUUGGCCUGGCAAUCAAUCAAUGCAUAAACGCAAGUGAACGCCAGCUCACACUGAUGUCAGGCAGGGGUAGUUCCUCUGUGUGCCAAACUAUGUAAGCACUCUUUUUUCCUCCGUGGUCAGGAGGAACAUCAGAUCAGUAAAUGAUCUUAUUUACAGCACAAAGAUGUCAGAUUCCAUAAUUAUAUGUUUUUUUCAUCACAAAAAACAUGUUUUUCACUUGUAUUGAUCAGUGGAUUGUGGUUACUAUAGUGUUAAUGACCAUGUGACUCACAGUAGAGGAUUGACCUUUUUUGGGCUGAUGAUUCAGCUGAGGUAUUUCUUUGAUCCUAAAUCGCCUUCAGCCAAGAGGUGGAGAUGUUUGAGUAAUUGUUGGGAAACACUAACUGAGUCACAGUUUUCAUCAGUGUAACUCAUUGAGUUGUGAAGAGCCUCUGACUGUUCAGUGACCUCCCGUUGUGAACACCGACAGGGCGCCGCGCUCUGACGUUCAUGAAGAUACUGGUCCACAUGACUCAUGACCAUCUUGUGAAAUAUUUAUUUGAUUAUUCUUGUUUUCAGCCACAUUUGUAACAGCAGUUAUGAUGUCCCAGUGUGGCUGGAUUUAAAGUUGUACUAGUUUAUAUUGUGCACAGUUUUGUUAAAUGUAAUGUGUGACGUAAGUGUUUGUGCUCUCACACAUUCUGAACUCUCGAUGCUGCCAGCACACACUUGUUUUGAAGAGUUGUGCGUACAAAGACUUACCGCAGGAUAUCCUCUUUUCUGACCCCUUUCACAUGUUUAUAUCUUGGAACUCUAACUGCUUCAAUGUCUAUUUUUGUCAUCAGCGCCAACUGAAAGAGACCUCUUGUCAGCUCCUCAGGUGUACCCUCUACAUGUCCUCCACCGCACUUGUAGGCAUUCACUGUAACCAACUCUGAUCCCUCCUCUGCUCUCACACAAUUUAGAGCGCCACUCAAACACCUAUCGACGCCGGCUCUGGUCUGCCCCGCAGUGAAGGUGAGGGCCAUUUGUCAAACCACAUAACACGAUAAUGGUUAGGGAGAGGGACUCACUCAAUUGCGGCAAGAGCAGUAAAUUUCUGUUUUGUGUGUGUGUGUUACUCGUGAAUGUCAAAUAAUACAGGUGCCGAAAGCCUCGGGUCUUGUCUUUUUGGUAAAUGCUCAGCAAGGUUUUCUUCUGCAUUGUUAUGUAACGGAGCAGUGGAGCAGGAUGAAGACCUGUCACUGUUUGCCUUCAGUCACAUUGUUACUGGGAAAGCCACAGAAGGCAGCCUCACAUCUCCAGUUGGCUGUCGUUAAUAAUUCAUGUGGAAACGGCUCCGAUUUUACAUUGAAUUGCAGCGCAUCAAUGUUUCAUGUCAGACAUUAAAUGAGAGGAAGUCGCUCUACAUACAGCAGCGUUCCAGCUCAACAUGAUGAAAAGAGAACAGAGCAAAUAUUUUGAGUAAAAGCAGAAAAACACUGGUGGACUUUUGUUGCGUAGGGUCCUCUGUAUUAUUUUACAGAAGCAGCCGCAUUGCAUUUACUAUGUUCCUGUGGAAAGUACACAGUCUGAAUGUUGGUGGUCCAUUUACAUUUGUCUUAAUGUGAAUGUGAUUUUUCACAGCAGCACUUCUUGUACAAAAAUCAUAUUUACUUGCAAAUAACCAUUAAAGGUUUUUUUUCGACAUGCAA
Plectropomus leopardus (leopard coralgrouper) is the source of this 6862-nucleotide messenger RNA. It is a transcript of the gene disp3, whose product is annotated as dispatched RND transporter family member 3. The record is from RefSeq and is a predicted model, not a curated record. Gene Ontology annotation, cellular component: cytoplasm. Lineage: Eukaryota; Metazoa; Chordata; Actinopteri; Perciformes; Serranidae.